Messenger RNA from Otolemur garnettii (small-eared galago), 522 nucleotides. It is a transcript of the gene ERLN, whose product is annotated as small integral membrane protein 6. The record is from RefSeq and is a predicted model, not a curated record. The transcript is spliced from 4 exons. The coding region runs from base 76 to 291 and encodes 71 amino acids. Lineage: Eukaryota; Metazoa; Chordata; Mammalia; Primates; Galagidae.
ACAGGUCGUCUAGACAGAGGAGAGCCAAGGCCCAGCCACAGCUGCCUCCGGGGAAGUUUACCAAGGUCACAGCCAAUGUCAGUUCACUCCCUGGCUCCUACGCUGAUCUCUCAAAAUGCUUCCCAGGUUCAUGGGGACCAAGUGAAGAUAACCUGGAAUGAUGAGUUCUGGGAGAACCCCUGGGAGAAGGGGGGCCUUGCAGUGAUCGGCGUAUUCAUCACUACAGUACUGCUCCUCAUGCUAUUUGCUGUUUUGUUUGGUUUAUUCCACCCAACAGAAAACAACCCAUGAAUGUAUCUACUGAAAUACUGGAUCUGACUAGCAAGAUGGGGAGGCUGAUCUGAGACGAAGUCUGGCUACCCCUCCCCUGCCAACAUCAGGACUCUAACAGCACAAGCACAGAGUCUCCACUGCCUCAGAUGAGAGGACCAACGGUCCUCCAAUGGGCUCUCAGGCUCAGUCAGCAACUUCACAAUUCCUUGGCAGAAAAAGACACAAAACAACCAAAUGAAGUAAAAAUUC